ACGGCUUCGUUUCUCUCCUUCUUCAAUUUUCUUUCCUCCUCUUUAUCGUCACUCGCUACACCGAAGAUCCCAACUCCACUUCACUAAACACAGAAAACAAAAAAUGGGAAGCCCAAACAACAAACCCGCCAGAAUCUUCUCUCCUCACAACCACACUUCACCACCAUGCACCCGCACACACCAGAUCGGCGCUCUCCUCUUAAUCGCCACCACUUUCUUCCUCACUCGCCUCUUUGAUCAAGCCUUCCCUACUGGCCCUCCCUCCUCCUUGAAUAACGACCAUCCAUCACCAAAUGUCGUUCACGUAUCCGACGGUGGAUCCCUCUCCUGGCCUCAGCGAGGCUACGGGUCCCACCUCUCCCUCAAGAUCUACGUCUACGAGGAAGACGAAAUUGACGGAUUGAAAGAACUCUUGCGAGGCAGGGACGGAAAAAUCUCAGCUGAUGCUUGUCUUAAAGGCCAGUGGGGCACUCAGGUUAAGAUACACGGGCUGUUGUUAGAAUCGAGAUUUAGAACGAGAAAGAAGGAGGAAGCUGAUUUAUUCUUUGUGCCUGCCUAUGUUAAAUGUGUACGGAUGAUGGGUGGUCUAAAUGAUAAAGAGAUAAACCACACUUAUGUCAAGGUAUUAAGUCAAAUGCCGUAUUUUAGACGAUCAGGAGGCCGUGAUCACAUUUUUGUCUUUCCUAGUGGUGCCGGAGCUCAUUUAUUUAGAUCCUGGGCGACGUAUAUUAAUCGUUCCAUAAUUCUUACUCCUGAGGCGGACAGGACUGAUAAGAAAGAUACGAGUGCUUUUAAUACAUGGAAAGAUAUUAUCAUUCCUGGGAAUGUUGAAGAUGGGAUGACUAAAAGAAGGGUAGCAAUGGUUCAACCCCUACCUUUAUCAAAGAGGAAGUAUUUGGCGAAUUAUUUAGGUCGUGCACAAGGGAAAGUUGGUCGCCUGAAGUUAAUAGAGCUUGCGAAGCAGUAUCCAGAUAAGUUGGAAUCUCCAGAGUUGAAGUUCAGCGGCCCUGGCAAAUUUGGGAGGAUGGAGUACUUUCAACACCUACGCAAUGCCAAGUUCUGCCUUGCUCCACGUGGAGAAUCUUCUUGGACACUUCGGUUUUAUGAGUCUUUUUUUGUGGAGUGUGUCCCGGUUAUAUUAUCAGAUCAAGCAGAAUUUCCUUUCCAAAAUGUGAUUGACUACACCCAGAUAUCAAUCAAAUGGCCAUCCACUCGAAUAGGGCUUGAACUUUUGGAGUAUUUAGAAUCAAUUCCAGAUGAAAACAUAGAGCAGAUGAUAGCUGCUGGUAGACAAAUAAGAUGCUUGUGGGUAUAUGCUCCAGAAUUUGAGUCCUGUUCUGCAAUGCAAGGAAUAAUGUGGGAACUUCAGAGAAAAUUACGGCAAUUCCACCAAUCAGCUGAGACAUUCUGGCUGCACAAUAGAACGAUUGUUGAUAGACGCUUGGUUGAGUUCUCAAGCUGGGUUCCUCCCAUGCCUUUGCCCUGAUGAUUGUUGAAAUGCUUGUAGUUCCUUUACAUCCCUGGUUCUUUGAUUUUGGCCAUUUUCUUUUGCUUUCAUUUUGCCAAGUGCCACUAAUUCACGCCCUGUAGAACAUUUUUCCCUGAUACUCUCUCUCUUUUUUCUUUUAUUUUUUUAUAUUAAAUAUGAAAUUUAUGUAUAGGCAUUAUAGACAGUGCAUACUGCAUAGACUUGAAGAGAAAUUGUUGAUGAUAGCAUGGACGACUGUUUUUGUGUUGAAAUGAUACGUUGGUGGAUUUUUCUUACGAA
Molecule: messenger RNA, 1768 nt
Organism: Populus nigra (black poplar)
Lineage: Eukaryota; Viridiplantae; Streptophyta; Magnoliopsida; Malpighiales; Salicaceae
Product: probable beta-1,4-xylosyltransferase IRX10
Exons: 8
Coding region: 104-1486 (460 amino acids)
Molecular function (GO): glycosyltransferase activity
Source: RefSeq, a predicted model, not a curated record